This is a messenger RNA of Sipha flava (yellow sugarcane aphid), 2154 nucleotides long. It is a transcript of the gene NANS, whose product is annotated as sialic acid synthase. NCBI's taxonomy places the organism in Eukaryota, Metazoa, Arthropoda, Insecta, Hemiptera, Aphididae. Gene Ontology annotation, biological process: carbohydrate biosynthetic process. The coding region runs from base 150 to 1946 and encodes 598 amino acids. Gene Ontology annotation, molecular function: N-acylneuraminate-9-phosphate synthase activity. The record is from RefSeq and is a predicted model, not a curated record. The transcript has 10 exons.
AAAAUCAAUACUCGCGAGUAAAACGCCGACGGCGACCAUUAGCGCAUUAUACAUUCGUACCACCUGGACGUUGCAACGCUUCGCUUCGAAACUUUCGAACUUUCAGAGAAAUCCAAUUAAAUAUCCUAUCGUCAGGCGGCUGGACCGCGAUGAAGACCAUUUCCAAAAACAGCCGGGCGUACGUGAUCGCGAAUCUUUCAACGAAUCACGAGGGAAACGUGACGUUGGCCAACGAGAUGAUCCAGAAAGCAUGCGAAUGUGGUGCCGAUUAUGUAUUAAUGGAACUUGAUGAAAGUAAUAAUCCAUAUUCAAGGGAAGUUAUCGAUAACUUUCAUAAAUUGGCUCAAGAUAAUGGAGCAGUUUUCACAACCAAAUCAUUUGUGAAUUCAAUUCGACAAAUUUCUCCUAUACAACAUUUUAAGGAUAUGAAUGAAGAUGAAGAAACCAGUUCAACAAAUCAACAAGUUAUUUUUCCGGAUUUAGAAAAGAAUAUAGAUAAUGGUCAUAAAACAUAUGAAAUGGUUGAUUUAGUGCAAAAAAUCCAACAGAAAUUUCCUAAGCAUGAACUUCAGUUUUGGGAAUUUCAAGAAACAAGCACUUGUCUUCCUGAAGUUGUUGUUGCCAUCGGCAUAAAAGCGAUAUCAUGCAAGUUUACGUUGGAUGAUAAAUGUAUUGGUUAUGAUCACGAAAUGUCUAUUCACGCUAGAGAUUUCCGAACCAUGGUGACCAAUAUUAGAACUAUUGAAGUUGCACUAGGAACGGGGAAAAAAGAUAAAAUUUCCCCCUCCGAACUGCCAUGUUUUAAAAAGUUAUUCAAAAGUGUUGUAGCCGCGAAAAAUUUAGAGCGUGGAUCCAUAAUAAAAGCAGAAGAUAUAAAAAUCAAAGUUAGUGAUACACAGAGCAUGUGCGGGUUUUAUUUUCCGAUUAUAAUUGGUCGUCAGUUGUUAUCGGAAGUUGAUGAAGACGAUCCAAUUUUUGUAUCUGAUUUUGACGGAUUGAAACAUUAUACUCACUACAUGCCAUACGAUGAUCCAGUAUCAGAAUUCAUAGAUCAUGUAGCCAAAAUUGAACUUUGCCGAAGCAUAAAUUUUAAAAGUCCAUGUUAUAUUAUAGCUGAAAUUGGACAAAAUCAUCAAGGUGAUAUAAUGAUGGCCAAAAAAUUAAUUAAAUUAGCUAAAAAAUGUGGUGCAGACUGCGUAAAAUUUCAAAAGAGUUGUGUCAAUGAAAAAUUUACGACGUUGGCUUUAAAUAGACCGUAUAAUAGUAAAAACUCUUUUGGUUCGACUUAUGGUGAACAUAAAAAAUAUUUAGAAUUCACCGAAGAUCAGUACAAAGAAUUGCGAAAAUAUGCUGUAAAAAAAGUUGGAAUCAGUUUUACCGCUUCAGCAAUGGACCCGGUUUCAUUCGAUUUUAUUGUCAGUCUCAAAGUGCCGUUCGUGAAAAUAGGUUCGGGCGAAGCCGGUAACUUGUUGCUACUGGAAAAGGCCGCUAAGACCUACGUGCCUCUGGUCAUAUCCACUGGCAUGCAUACGCUGGCCGACAUACGGAUAGUGGUCGAGACGGUUAGUCGGUAUCACAAUGACUUUGCAUUAUUGCACUGUGUGUCUGCGUAUCCGACGCCACCGGAAGAAGCCAAUUUGAACAUGAUUAAGACACUCCGCAAGACUUUUCCGAACACGAUUAUUGGCUAUUCCGGCCACGAGGUUGGCUCUUGUAUAACCGCUGCGUCGAUAACACUCGGUGCUAAAAUUAUUGAAAGACAUAUCACUUUGGACAGAAAUAUGAAAGGAUCGGAUCAUAUUUGCUCGUUAGACCCUUCACAGUUCAGCAAACUCGUUAGAGACAUUCGUUAUAUCGAAAGCAUUACUGACAAAUCUACUCCAAGAAAACAUUAUAUAAAUGAUUGUUUUGAAGAAACUUUAACAAAAAUAAAAAAAAAUGUUUGAAGACAGAAAAAAAUUUAACACCUGACGAUUCAACUUAUUUUAAAUACACACCUAUCACAUCGGCAGAUGUUUAGCGAAGAUUUUCUAAAUUUAAACAUUGUUUGAUAGGUAGACGACAGUUUAUGCACUUCAAAAAUAUCUCAAAAACAUUGAUUAUUCACUGUAGGUAGUGCACAUUUAAAUUCAAACAAAAAUAAAAGAAGACACG